UCCUGACUGUAGUUAUCAGAAUUACCACCAGUUAUUACUCCAGAUUCCUGGGGAGGAAACGGAUGCCCAGAAGGGCAGUUUCCUGCCAGUCUCACACCUACGAGGUGGCAGCUCUGACCUCAGAGCCCAAGUUCUAACCUCCCUAGAGUCAGGUAGCCUCUAACAGGCAUGCCUGAGGACAAACAACUGUGCCUCAGUUUUCUCAGCUGCAAAUGGGGUUGUGAAUCAAAUGAGAAAGUGGGUAUACAGGCCUUCCUAGGGAGCUAGACACUGGGAGGUGCCGAGCGUUUCCCCAGCCUCUCUAAAGCCACAGGCCAGCACCGUCUCCAGGCCGGGACCACCCCUCACUCUCUGCCCCUGACUCAGAAGAGCUGACUUAGCCAGGCUCUGGGAAAGGCAAGUCACCCUGGGCCUUUAAUGAACUCAGAGGUGGCAGGAAUCCUCAGGGCUUUGGACAAGCCAGAAGGGACCAGACUACGAGGCCUUGUCCCUGCCACAGCACCACAUUGUCCCCACCCUUUCUUAGUGCUGAUGCCCACUCAUGGCCCCUGUAAACCCUGGAGGCUGAUUCUCAGUCCCUUCCUCUGUUCUGUGCACACCUGGGGAGGGAAAAGGUGGCUCCUGGCUGAGCUCAAAUUCUCCUGAGAUAGAGAGGGAAGGAAUUGGGCUGUAGGCUAAAAAAAGGUUGCUCCUUUGGAACACAGUAAUGCUUAGUGAAAAAUCAGUAUACAAAGUGGUAGGGGGAAAAAAGUCCCUCUCAGCUUUGUGAUGGGCUUGGACGACCCAAGGAGACAGAUGCUGCCAGCAGGGCACGUCAUGCCCGGUUCAGACCCGAUCUCUGUGUGCCCCCGCCCCCCAAGUGAAGAUAACACACGGAGAGCCUCCACACAACCCCUCAGGAGGCCUGGGGUCUCCACAUGCUGUCCUCUGUAGCAUUCCAGAAGUCACCAAAAUUUCAAAGCUGGUUGACUGAUUCAAAGCUCUUACUUGUGCCAAGCCUCACUCUGGGCACUGGGGAUACAGCAGUGACCACAGAUGCUAAUCUCAGGGAGCUCACAGUCACGUGGGCCAGAUCAACAAGUAAAUCAGCGAAUUAAAACGCAGUGAUAAGUGUCAUCCUGGAGCCACACUUGGGGCUAUGGAGCACGGAGGAGGGAACCCUGCCCAGCUGUGAAGGUCACUUCCCUGGCAUGUGUGGCAUCCCAGUGAGACCUGAUGCGGGAGAAGCAGCCAGCCCUAUGAGCUGUGAGGAGACAGUGUUCCGGACCUCGGAGCUGGAGGAGACAUUGAAGAUGAUCUGGCCUCCAAGCCUAGGGAGGGGCCUACACACCGGCCCAGUCCAAAGACCUGUCUGGGCUGCGGGACACCCAGGGCCCGAGAGGCAGACGGUGAAGGAAGGGAGGGUCACCCUAGCCUCAUUCAUGCAGUGAAGAGAGGACACCCGAAGGGUCGCCAGGGAAGCCUGGCAUGGUAAGGGGGUGCCCUCUCACAGCCAGUCGAAAUCCUCCCCAUCCCUGGGGGCCCCAGCCAGCCCCUCCUGCCACCCCAGGCCGGUCGGUGAACUUUUUCUGCACCCUACCCUCAACAGACAAGUUAGGGCCUCGGGACCAGGAAGUAGUGCCCUCGGGUUCUGAAGUCGGCUACACCACUGACUCAGACUGUGAUCUCCUGCAAGAGGGCACCCCUCUCUGAGCCUCAUUUUCCCCGUCGGAAAUAUGGGACUUCCGGCCACCCACCCCCAUCCCGCUCUGGCUAUGGGACUCUGGGACAUCGAGAGACGGGCUUUUGUUCUCGGGCGAGUUCGACAGGACUGAGACCACAAAUGCCAGCUAGACUGGGUUCCCCCCGGCCCCGCUCUGUCCCAUUCCCUAGAGAUUCGGGAACGCGGCCCACAAUGCCCUUGAGAAACUACAUUUCCCGAUAUGCAAAGGGAAGGCGAUGCCUGCCUGUCUCGGGCGACGUGGUCCUGGACCGGCCUAAGGACUACGACUCCCGGCGUACCCCGCGGCCCAAGGCCAGAAGGGCCCGGAUCCGGAACCGGAUGAGGCUUGCUGCUCCAGUGCCCGCAGCGCUGGGGAAAUGGCCACAGGAACAGACCAGGUGGUGGGACUCGGCCUCGUCGCCGUUAGCCUGAUCAUCUUCACCUAUUACACCGUCUGGGUGAUUCUCUUGCCAUUCAUCGACAGUCAGCAUGUCAUCCACAAGUAUUUCCUGCCCCAAGCCUAUGCCGUUGCCAUCCCACUGGCUGCCGGCCUCCUGCUGCUCCUGUUUGUGGGCGUGUUCAUCACCUACGUGAUGCUGAAGAAUCAGAAGGUGACCAAAAAGGCUCAGUGAAGGCCCAGCAUGGAUGCGGCUGCCGGCGCCUUCUCUGCUUCUUCUCCAGGGCAGACCAAGGGUGGGGGCCCAGAGGACCCCUCCAGGCACUGAGGGCCCCUCAAGCCUGGCUACCCUGCAGACACCCUUGUGGGAUGGAGCUGCUCAGGACUCACCCCUGACUGACCAGAGCCCCUGCUCACCCUUCAGAAGCCAGGAGGGAGGAGUCCCUGGAAGUCUCGCUCUCACCCUCUUCAGGUUCAGGGCCUGGAAAACGCCGGUCCUCCCCACCUCACUUUUCAGACUCCCUGUCGCUUUUUCCUCUGGCUUCUACACUCUUGCCUCAGUUUCCCUCAUGUCACAUGCUGUUGCUGGACUUGGCAGGUUCUGGGGCGUCACGAGACCUCUCCCCCCAUGUCCUGCUCCUCCACAAAGGCAGCUUUCCCGGGUCUGACAUACCCCAGACCCCACAAGGAUUUCUGGACCUGGAAAGCCUAGGGGGAGGCCUGACAGGCCCCAGAGCCCAUUAGGGUGGCCACACGGGGGGCCCCUGGAUUGACCGCUUCUCACGGAGGCCCAGCCCCCCAGCCUCAGUGCUGGCCUGUUGGGGAGAGCUGAACAAUAAACGGUGGUGGUGUGUUUGUCUCAGUGCCAUGCCUGACCAGGGGGCUGGGCCGCUCAGGGGCUGGAGAGGGGCUGGGCGCUGGCCUCUGCGUUGGUCUCAGGUCAGGAGACCCUGGUUUGUGCAAUUGGUGCCUCAGAUGCCUCCUGGAUCAUCUGUGUGCUGGACACAGGAUAAAGCAGGGACCGGGACCGGGACCGAUACGGGUCUGGCCUGGCGCAGCUGAUGGCUGGGGAGUCUGUGGAGGCACGGCAAUCUGCCAGACGCCACAUCAGCGUCUACCAGGUCUCCCCCGUGCCAGCCUAGCCAGCUGGCACUGGUAUUUUACGGACCUUCAGGCUAGUCCCCGAAAAGCCAAGCCUGUCAUCUGUCUCCUGUACCCAGCAGCCCAACUUAGCGUGGCUCUGAGCAGAGGGCUGUUAUGAGCCAGAGCAGGGCUGGUUCCACUGUGUUCAGGUUAACCGGCACGGGCCCCAGCCUUAGUCCCUGGCAUCCCACCAUGCCCCACUGGGCAGCCGGCUCUCCCAUUCACAGUGUGAGCCUCCACCCCUCACACCUUGGACAUUCAUUCUUCCUCUGGUUAGCAAAGGUGUCCCCCUCAUCAGAGAAGGGCGCACCUGCCCUGUCCUUACCUGUUUCUCUCUCCAUCUUCCAGCCCAGGCAGAGCUGCCCACCUGGACUCUGGGUCCUGUCCUCUCACACUGCUAUAGCAGGAGCCUCCUGUCUGAUGAUCCCUCUCAAGGGAACAGCCUCUGCCUUUCAACAAGGUCCCCCAGUGUUAAAUGAACAUGUUACGGGCUCCGUAUAAGGGACCCUCCAUCAACCCAGUAAUUCCCUCCGGGUCUCUCCCGCGCUUUCCCCUCCACAGCCAAACUUCCCAAAAGGGUAUCCACACCUGCUUCCUGCAUUUCCUCACCCCUGCUGUGCUUGGCAGCAUUCCAGGGGGGCUGCACUCAGACCACCCGUGAUGUCCAGUCUUUAAAUCCAAAGCACAUUUCCUGGACCCCUCUGCUACAUUUGGUCGGUGACCUCCCCCCGGGACACCCUCAGACGCUGGAUGACCCGUUCUCCUACUUUAUGCUCUCUCUGGCACUCAUGCUCCCACCGAGAGGGUGGGUUCCUCGGGACUCAUCACAGGCUGUUUCACCUUCUGGGUGACCUCAUCCUUACCCAGGCUCACCUCUAGCCCAGCUUUCUUCUGAGCCCCAAAGUAUUUCACGUGCACCAGCUGCCCACCUGAGAUCCCCAUCGGCUGUUGUAGUGACACCUCAAGUCCAUCCUGUCAUGAUCUGAAUUCUCAGACUUACCCACUCUCCCCCCGCACAAAUCUGGCUCUCCUGUCGUGCCCUGCCUUAGCAUCAUCAUCCUGUAUCCCUGACCCACAGCCAGAAGCCUGGCAGACAUCACUGACCUUGGCUUUCAUCUUCCACCCCCCCAUCCACAUGACCCCAAAUCCUGUCAAUUCUCCCCUUCCCCCGUCACCUUCCAGAUGCAAAGCCACUGUCCCCUGCCCUAAAUCACCAAAGGCUUCCUCACUGCUCUCCCCUGCCCACAAUGGCCCCCUCCAAUCUGACUGCACUACAACCAGUGGCCUUUUGAAAACAUCUGAGCAUCUUUUCUUUUUUUAAUUUUUAGCCGCACCACGCUGCAUGCGGGAUCUUAUUUCCCCAACCAGGGAUCGAACACGCCCCCCCUGCAGUGGAAGUGCAGACUCUUAACCACUGGACUGCCAGGGAAGUCCCUGAGCUUUUUUUUUUUUUUCUUUUUCUGAGAAUCUUUCUCACACACUUACAAUGCUUCUCUGGGUUCCUGUCCCUCUCCCUCCCAUGGCCGGCCGACAAGAGCCUGCAUGCUUGUUUGAGCUCUCCUCACUCCAGUCACACCGGCCUUUCAUUUCCUGGGACUCACUGAGCUUCUCUGCACAUCCUACUCACAUUGGUUCAGCAUGUACUUCUCAAACACUGGUUUGUGCAAGGUACUGAGCCAGGGAAGGAGCCUGGCAUGGUUCCUGCCCUCCUGGCACUCCCACUCUGGGUGGGGGAGGGGAGA
Molecule: messenger RNA, 4984 nt
Organism: Aethalodelphis obliquidens (Pacific white-sided dolphin)
Lineage: Eukaryota; Metazoa; Chordata; Mammalia; Artiodactyla; Delphinidae
Gene: DPM2
Product: dolichyl-phosphate mannosyltransferase subunit 2, regulatory
Exons: 4
Coding region: 2080-2334 (84 amino acids)
Biological process (GO): dolichol phosphate mannose biosynthetic process; GPI anchor biosynthetic process
Cellular component (GO): endoplasmic reticulum membrane; dolichol-phosphate-mannose synthase complex
Molecular function (GO): enzyme regulator activity
Source: RefSeq, a predicted model, not a curated record